Molecule: messenger RNA, 3303 nt
Organism: Eublepharis macularius
Lineage: Eukaryota; Metazoa; Chordata; Lepidosauria; Squamata; Eublepharidae
Gene: OTOA
Product: otoancorin
Exons: 27
Coding region: 1-3303 (1100 amino acids)
Biological process (GO): cell-matrix adhesion
Cellular component (GO): cell surface
Source: RefSeq, a predicted model, not a curated record
AUGCAGAGGCCGAAAGUCACCAGAAUAUCAGUCAGGGAAGAUGUCAUCACUGGAAAGUAUCUCAAUGCUCUCCUGGACAUACUUCAUUUCCAAAGCACUAAUAUCUGGACCACAGACAUGCUUAACAAAAUCAUGGCAUAUUUCCAUGCUCAGAAUAUUGUAAUUUCUUACAGCAGCUUACAGGUGUCUAUAAAGAAUUAUUUGGAGAAUCUCUUAUACCACCCCAAAAUGCUGCUGUCUGAGUUCCGUCAGAUGGAUCGUCGCCAUUUUCAAACUGCAAUGAAAUAUCUCUUCGAAAGUAAGCAGGUCCAUUUGGAAUUGGGAAAUAUCAUCCUUGAUCUAGCUGGGAUAAGAGAGAAGAUUUUCCAAAGUCCUGGAGGAAACAGGACCUUGUUCCUCAUUACUCUAGAGAGGUGCUUUCAGGCUUUGAAUUCCGGGGAAUGUGUGGAUAUAUUAAGCCAAGUCUUGCGAGUGUCUUCCAUGACUUAUCUCCAGCUUCAUACCAUAGCAAGCCUCCCGCAGGAUCUUCAGGAAGAUGCAUUUCGGAAUCUGUCAAUGGUAUUCAAAGACCUCUACGACAGAAUAACAGCAAACGCACAACGAGCUCUUUAUGAAUGGAUGACACAGAUCCUGCAAAAAUCCUAUAACGCCAGUGAGAAUUCAACCUCAUGGGUCAGUGCAGAAAACCUGUGCAUUUUGGGAAGGUAUGUGGUUCACCUCCCGCUAGAAGAAAUCAGGAAAAUUAACUCUAAUGAAAUGAGGCUGUUCAUCAGUUAUGACAAUGCGACCAAGCAACUUGAUACGGUGUAUGACAUCACACCAGGUGUUGCUCAAGCCUUCUUGGAACGAAUAAAUGCAUCAGGAUUUGACAUGAGAAACACAUCAACUCUCUAUAGGUUAGGUCUGCUUGUUUGUUUUUACAAUGACCUAGAGCAGAUGGACGCUGCCGUGGCCCGUGUUCUGCUUCAUCAGAUGAUUAAAUGUAACCAGUUGAGAGGCUUUCAGGCAGACAUCCACAAGCUGAAAUCUCAACUUCUCGACAUUGCCAUGCAAAACCAGACCUUGAAUGACACCCUUGGGUCCCUCUCAGAUGCCGUUGUGGAGUUGACUUCCAGCCUGCUGGACUCCCUCUCUCCUGAGGCCGUGCACAACGCGAUUUCAACAUUAAACCAAGUCUCUGGAUGGGCCAAGAGCCAGCUGGUGAUUUUAGCCAGCAAAUACCUUGCGUACGAAAAGGCAUUAUCAUUUCAUAACAUCAGUCAAAUGGGUGCUUUGGUGAUGGGGAUCACUGCCCAGUCCUUCCACAGCAUGAACCCCAAAGAACUCUUGCAAACGAUCAAAGGCACACUAGCUCAAUACACAUCUGAUCUGUCACCAGCGCAACAACAAGGGAUCCUCCGGAAGAUGGUCACAUCCACAGAACUGUCGUCAGUGAUCACCGACAUCCAAGGAGCCCUUUUCAAAGAAGUCUCUCUUUUCGAUUUAUGGAAGGAAGAAGGCUUUAACUCAUCACUGGUGAAAGAAAAAGAAUUAAGGCCAAGUCAGGCUUUGUUUCUGUAUGAAUUAUUGUCGACGAAGAUUCCUCCUUCUGAUCUAUUAAGCAUCCCCCAGUUGGUGAAAGGAAUAACGUGUUGGCAGAUUGAAAGUAUGAGCACCAUCUCUUUUCUAAACGUUUUUGAACUUUUUGAAAAGCAUCUUCACUUACUUUCACCAUACCAGAUCAAUUGUUUGGCAUGGAAAUUUUGGCUCAUCUCUAAUAUAUCCAUUCCUCCCUAUCUCUUAUCCACGCUCCCUGCUGAGUAUCUGGAAUCCGUUAGCGGAACUCUCUGUAUCCCUUUUGUGACCAGUCUGGGGAAAGUUGAACUGGAUCAUCUUGUUUUAAAUGAACAGAAAAGGGAAAUGAUUCUGCAGAAAGUCCAGGAGUGCCUGAAUGGUUCACUUGUGGAUGAAUAUGACAUCGACUUGUUGGGAAAGCUCAUCUGCCAUUUACCCCCCACGUUAAUUUGUGAUGGAAUUUCACUGGAAACCAUGGCGACAAUACUUCACCAGUUCCGGCACUGCCAACACCUUAACUAUGAGCAGAAGAUGGAAAUUAAACACAGAUUGAUUGAUAUAUAUGGCUCCCCCAGAAACUGGACAGCUGAAACGACACUGGACAGUGGGCCCUUCCUAGGCCUUUUGCCCAAAGCUGAAUUAAACAUCCUCGUUGAAAAGUUUCCUGAUAUUAUCCUACAAAUAGCAUCAAAGAUGACUGGGCCAGUUCCUCCAACUGAGGAGCUCCUUUUGGUUCAAUUUGAAUCUGUUCGCAACUCACUUAGAGCACCCAAUCAAUCUCCCGAUUGUGCGGAAGUCCCUGAGCUUUCCUCUGAUGAGAUUAUCAGGUUAUCAGAUGCCAAUGUGUUUUGGUCCCUUCAGGAACUGAGCUGCAUGAAUUCCAACACUUUCAUCAGGACAGUGGAACUCCUUGGCUCUGUCAGUGGUUUCCACCCUUCUCAGCUGAUUGCACUGAAAGAGAAAGCUAAGCAGGCAUGGGGGCCUUUGUCCAGCUGGAAGAGUUAUCACAUUCUUUCCCUUGGGCGCAUUGCCACAAUGCUAAAUGAGACCGAAAUCAGAGAGCUGGAUUUGAGUUCUGUCGAUACGGUUGCUGUGCUUAGUCAGCAAACGGAGUGGAAUCCUCUGCAGGCAAAAUCCAUUUUACUGGGGUUUCUAGAAGACUCGGGGCAAGCAAUGGACACUCUGAAAAGCUUUGAGCUGGCCGGAUUAGGCUCCUCUCUUUGUACUCUGAACUCCACAGAGAUUGCAGCCAUCGAGUCUCUGGAAUUCAGUGCAGUCGUUGCCAGAAUUGGCUCUUUGCCAUGCAGUGUGAGUGUUCUGAAAGAAUUUAAAAAGAAGGUGGAGUCUGUAUUUGGAAAUGCUGCCAGAUGGAACAGUGCCGUCCUACAAGAGAUUGGUACCAUUGCAGCUGGUUUAAAUGAGGGAGAAUUAAAAGCUCUUGAUAAAGAAUUGAUGCCCUACUUCCAGCCAGCGGCAAUAAAAUGCAUACCUGAUGAAGUGUUCAAAGAACUCUCCCCGGAACAAAUAGCGAACCUUGGCCCUGAGAACUCAGCCGUGGUCACGGAGUCCCAGCGCCAGCAGCUCAAUGACUUGCAGCUUCGGAGUCUUCAUCUGGCGCUAGACGGAGCUCGAAUAAGGAUCCGGGAUGCUCCCUUUGGGGAAAGCACUGCGAGACCUACCUACACACCAGUUCUGAGCUCCAUCAAACAGGUACCCAGGCAGAUCCUCUACUCUGCAUCACACUCGUAG